Messenger RNA from Bombus pascuorum, 1786 nucleotides. RefSeq names its product lipid storage droplets surface-binding protein 2-like. Gene Ontology annotation, cellular component: lipid droplet; cytosol. The record is from RefSeq and is a predicted model, not a curated record. NCBI's taxonomy places the organism in Eukaryota, Metazoa, Arthropoda, Insecta, Hymenoptera, Apidae. The coding region runs from base 232 to 1077 and encodes 281 amino acids. Gene Ontology annotation, biological process: lipid storage; positive regulation of triglyceride storage. The transcript has 5 exons.
UGCCCAGAAUAUUGGGAACAGAAGAAGAGUAAGCACAUACAAGUUUCUACGAUCCUGAAGAAUGUCUACCCCCACUUGUGUGAUCAUUUUCUACCACAAGAUUUUGCCUACCUAUCGCCAGUAUUGCUGGAUCUGUUGUGUGUAUCGUUGACUAUAGUGCGUCCCGAUUUUCUUACUAACAUUUUGCUAACUGUUGCAUCAAGUAUUACACAGCAAUAUCACGAAAGAAUCAUGAAUUAUACGCGUAAUCUUAUGAAAAAAAAAAUGGCAGACAAUAAAGCAAUUAAUGGUACACCUCAGCUGGAAGUAAUUAAUCGUGUAAAAAGCAUUCCUGUUGUUCAUUCGGCGAUAGAGAAAACUGGAUCUACAUAUUCUUACUUGAAAGAUUCGCAUCAUUUAAUAAAUUGGGCACUGACACAAGCUGAAGCUGGACUUAAUUAUGCAACUGCAACGGCUGCUCCUCUUACUGUACCCUUGGCAAAAAAAUUUGAAGGACACAUUACUGCUGUUGACCAAAAAUUGUGCGAAGGUCUGAACGUGGUCGAGCAGAAAGUACCGAUCGUGAAACAACCACCUCAGCAAAUUUACGAUGCUGCCAAAGCUGUAAUGAGUAGUUCCUUGCAACCAACAAUCGACAAAUUGCACGCUGCAAAAGAGUCAGCGGCUCAACAUGCAUAUACAUUCAAAGAAAUUAGUAUAAACAAAGCUAAUGAGUUAUUGAAUAAUUCAUAUGGUACUAUGGCAGUGCAAGGUGUUGAUAAUACGAGCGUUCUCAUUAACGGAUUAUUAGAUCGUUAUUUCCCUCCAGUUGAAGGAGAAGAAAACACACCUGCUCCUAUAUCUGCUGAUGAGAACAAAGUUCUGCAUACAGUACAAACUAUUGGUCAAUUAUCCUCGAAAACUGCCAAUCGAGUAUAUCAUUCGGUUGUAGCACAAUUAAAAACAGUGAAGAAAGAAGAUGUAGCGUCAUAUAUGUCGAGCGUAAUAUCUAUUCUUCAUCUAACGCAUUUUUUAAGCUUAACUGAUAAAGAAGAUGAAAGUAACAGAGCAAAUGAAAAAAAUAAGGAAAAGAAAUAGGCACGAUUGUUACUAACAAUUGUACAAUAACACAAUCGCUAGAUAAAUAAUUAGAUUCACAUCAGGCCCAUGUUUGUUAGUAAAAUUUCUAUAUUGUUCCUGCUCGGAAUGCUUAUUCAUCAUGUAGAAUAAGGAUAAAUCCGUGAACUUUAUGUAAGUUAUGUCUAAUAAAUGAAAGCAUUAGUUUCAAGUAUGUGAUAAGUUCAUUCAUCGAUGUAAAUGUAAUGUAAAUUUAUAUUGUUUGUUCUGUAAAUUCGAUGAAUUACUGAAAUUCCCCAAGAAUGUCGUAAAAAAUUGUAUGCUUAAGAAAGUAUAUCUAAUUUAAUUCGGUAAUGAUAUUAAAUUGCAAAAGUAACUGCACAUGUAAUUUAUCGAUGUUGUAAGAAAAAAAAAUAGUAAAUUUUCAAUUGGGGAGUUUUCGAAUUUGUUGAUGUGAUUUUAUGAAGAUUUAAUGUAAGAAAUUGUAAAGUAAAAUUCUAGUACUUUAAGAUACAUGUUUAAUUUUGUAUACAACUAAACAUGUAAAUAGGAAGAAAGGCACUUUAAAUUUAUUAUAUUUUUGUAACAAGAAAUUUGAAAAAUUGCGAUAUUUAAGUUCAUUAUAUAAUUGUGCCUCGAAUUAUACAACUAUAAAUCGAUAAUUUUAAUAUAGAAUUCCUUAUUUGCUGUUACUUUUAUGGAGUUGUUAUACAUGAUAUACUCUCUAUUU